UGACAUGCAGGCUCACUCUUUUACAAUUGCACCUUUGAUAACACAUUGCAGUCAUGCCGCCAAAGAAGGCGUCGACGAAGACCGUCAACAAGGCGAAGGACAAGAUCAUGGACGACAAGACGUUCGGUCUCAAGAAUAAGAAAGGCAAAAAGCAACAGGAUUUCAUCGCCAAUGUGCAAAAGUCAAUCGACAGCCGCUUCAAUUCGCGCCCAACGGGCAUGCCACGACGCCCCAAGGACGACGACGACGACUUGGAACGUGACUUGUUCAAGCCGGUGCUCAAUGCUCCCGUCCAGCAGAAAGUCGCCGUUGGCGCCGAUCCCAUGUCUGUUGUGUGCGCCUUUUUCAAGGCGGGCACCUGCCAGAAGGGCAACAAGUGCCGGUUUUCGCACGACCUCGCUCUCGAACGCAAGGGCGAGAAGCGAUCAAUUUAUGGUGAGGCCGCGGCCGAGGGAACGUCAAAGAUGGACGAAUGGAGCCAAGAGCAGCUACAAGAAGCCGUCGAGAAGAAGCACGGCACGGAUAACGCAAAGAAGAACGCCACAGACAUUGUGUGCAAGUACUUCCUCGAAGCCAUCGAGAAGAACUUGUACGGCUGGUUCUGGGAGUGCCCUUCCGGAGAAAAGUGCAUCUACAAGCAUGCCUUGCCCCCAGGCUUUGUGCUCAAACGUGAUGCCAAGCAGCUCGAAAAGGAGGAGAUUUCUCUCGAGGAGCUGAUCGAAUCGGAGCGCGCAAAUCUCGCUUCCAAGCAUGGCGGCAAGUUGACACCCGUCACUCUCGAAAGCUUCCUUGCCUGGAAAGAGAAGCAACUUGCGGCAAAGAAAGAAACUCAAGCCCAAGAAAUGAAAAAGCAAGAAGAAACCGCCAAGGCUGGCCGCGGCUUUGGUCUUAGUGGCCGAACGCUCUUCGCCUUCCGUCCCGAUUUGUUCCAAGAUGACGAUGAAGCCGAUGACGAGACAUACGUCCGCGAAACUGACACAUACAGCGACGAGGAAGAGACACCCCAAGAGGCCGACAACAUUCCCGAGGAAGACGAAACUGCUGAAGACGACGAGAGCGAAGCUGCUGCUUCAUCCUCGUCAGCUGCCGGUCCUUCUUCUGUUGCUAUUGAUGAGUCUCUCUUUGAUGCCGAGGAUGACGACGACGAUGAAGCAUGAUGCUAGCAAUGGAGUCCAUUUAGCUUUGAGAGCGGGUGUUGGUCGCUUUGGUUUCUCGAUUUUUUUUGUUGCUGGUUUGUUUGAUUUUGCAAUAAAUCACUCUGAACACACA
Messenger RNA from Capsaspora owczarzaki ATCC 30864, 1269 nucleotides. RefSeq lists its product as hypothetical. The transcript has 7 exons. NCBI's taxonomy places the organism in Eukaryota, Filasterea, Ministeriida, Capsasporidae. Gene Ontology annotation, cellular component: cytosol. Gene Ontology annotation, molecular function: metal ion binding; mRNA binding. The record is from RefSeq and is a predicted model, not a curated record. Bases 54 to 1157 code for a protein of 367 amino acids. Gene Ontology annotation, biological process: cytoplasmic translation.